AGUCAAAACAUUGUAUAGAAGUGACGUUUACAAAUUUUGUUGGUGUCUUUAUUUUUGCGAAUAAUUUGCCACGCAUAAUGGGAGAUGCACAAAAUGCGGAUAUAGAAACAGGCCAAACAAGUCCUGGGGAAGAAGCCCAACCGGAAGUGGACCGGCGCCUAUUUGGCGGGCUAGAAUUCCAAGUAUCCGAAGUUGUGGGACGAUUAGAAGCUGUAGUCAAUGCCCAAGAUUCCCAAGAUGCAGUGGACGAAGAGAAAAAACCGGAACUGCGGAAAGUCAGCGGUAGUGUGUUUGAACCGGAAGAAAUGGCUAUGGACGAGAUAUUAAAGGUUUUAGAAGAUCUGGUGCUGAAGACAGACCCUAGUUGUGAAAAUACGGAUCCACCUUUACUACCGACAGAUUCUGUGACUCGUGCAGCCAUUCUAUCGCACAGUAUUUCAGCGUUGUUUGGAAGAUUGGAAAGAAGUCAUGCAGCCAGACUUGGUGCUCAUAUAGCGAGCGAAACGACUCUUUGGAUGUCACACAUGUUUAGGUUAUCAGACUACAGUGCCUAUUAUCACCAAGAGCAAUUAGAAGGUCUGGUUAGAGUCACAAGGAUGCUGCUCCACCACAGGUACCCACGGUAUUUGGAAGACGGAGCGUUAGCAUUUGCAAGCCGUCUACCAUGCAUCUACAGCUGUGUGGCCAGUCCGCUGGGCGUGGUGCAGCACUUGUGCAGGCAGCUGGGUCUGCCGCUGGCCUGUGUGCGGCCUGUUCCUGUGGAUGUUGCAGGUCGAGGCAUGGACACAGAAGCGCUAGACAAGCUGUGCGAAGAGGAUAUAACCAGUAAUCGAACCCCGCUACUCGUGCUCGGGGAGGUGGGAGGCCCACCGCUGGGAGCUGGGUCGUUAUUGGGCCCACUGGCUGAUGUGUGCAAGAAACGGAACAUGCAUUUACAUGUUAGGGGACACGCAUUGGCUUUGCCCGCUGCGCUUAAUAGAGAUCAGACAUACAACAUAGCAGAUUCUCUCACAUUAACACCCGGGUUGUGGUUUGGUGUUCCUGGAUUGCCCACUGUUACAUUUUAUAGAGCCCCAGAACCAAUAACAGCCAACGAUCACUCUAAAGGCGUGAAUGCGGCGGGCAGCCGCGAAGGUACGCUGUGCGUAGUGGCCGGGCUGUGCAGCGGAGCGGCCCGGCUCAGCGCGUUGCCGCUGUGGACGUGCGCGCGGGCCGCCGGCGCGACGCGGCUCGCCGCGCGGCUGGACGCGGCGUUCCGCUCCGCGCGCGCCGCGCGUGCGCUGCUGGCGAGCGCCGGCCUGCGACUGCUGAGUGAAAGACCGGGAGGAGAUGAACCACCAAACGUAGACAUAGUGGAAGCAAUAAGCCAAGCGUCAGCAUGUGUAGCCUUUCAAUUCGCGCCCCCCGGCGUGGAAAAGCCACCGCCGUAUUACGACAAACUGAAUUCCUGGCUCGGUCAAGUGUUACAACGGGAAGCUGAUAUGAUCCACAUAGAGGUGUGCGAGACGGAGGCAUACGGCGUAGUCCUCCGCUACUGCCCGCUAGAGGGCGCUUUACUCGAGGAGGACAAGCUGGAGGCGUGGGGCGGCGUGCUGGCGGCGCAGCUGCACGUGCUGCACGCCACCGUGGCGCUGCGCGAGCCCUUCCAGGCGCGCGUGGCUCAGCACCCCGCGCUGCGGCUCGUGCACGUGCCCGGGUGGGCCGGUCUCGGCGGUGUUCGCUACAUUCCACCGGGCUGGGAAGACGCACCAACAGAAGAAUUGAACUCGUUGAACAGAAAGCUGGUGCACACGCUGCGUGCGACGGACGGCGCGUUUUCCUGCGGGGAGGGGGAGGAUGGCAUGUUCUGUGUUAGGUUUGGAAUGGUAACAGCGGACACAGAUGUAGAUGAAUUGUUGGAUUUAGUUUUAUCCGCUGGUAAAGAAGUGGAGGAAAGUUCGAAGGUCCUCACUGAUAUGACUGAAGUAUUGAAAAAAGGUAUAGAAGCAGCACAAGAGGAGCUGGAACGCGAGGCGUGGCAGGAGGGCCUGCUGCGGCGCGUGCCGGUGGUGGGGCGCGUGGUGUCGUGGUGGGCGCCGCCCGCGCAGCCCGCCGGCCGCCGCCUGCUGCUCACGCACGGCACGCUGCAGAGCACGCGCGACCUCUACAGCUGCGUUAAAAAAGACAAGCAAGAUGAGCCUGCGCGCGCACACUCACCAACGCGGCAAGAGACAUCGGAAUAACACAUUAAGUUACACACACACAUGCCAAAGGCGCUAAGUUAGUGUUAAGUUAUCACCUCUAGGUGUAAAAUUUCGUCACGAUAAUAUGAAGUGUACCAAUUUAAUAUGAAACAAGGGAAAAAAAUAUAUCAAAAUGGAUUUCUCGUAAGCGUAGUGAGGGGUUACUGACAUGUCUCAUAGCAGUACUUCUUCCAGCGUGAGAGAGGGAUGGCGCUAUAGAGGUCAUCUAGCUCUGUCCCUGUCUCACAUUGGAAAUAGUAUUGGUAUACUGCUGCCUUGUAGUAUGUACGUAUCCUUAAAAUUUAAAUUAACGUUUUCUGAUGAGUGAGAUGUUAUUAUGUGUUGCUUUUUCUGAGUGAUGUUUUAUUUCUAGAGGUUUUGUAAGAUAAAAGAAAAUUUACGGCAUACGUCAUACAGGGGACGAAAAAAAUAUAAA
This is a messenger RNA of Colias croceus (clouded yellow), 2658 nucleotides long. Its product is annotated as pyridoxal-dependent decarboxylase domain-containing protein 1. Bases 78 to 2222 code for a protein of 714 amino acids. Gene Ontology annotation, cellular component: intracellular membrane-bounded organelle. The transcript is spliced from 15 exons. Lineage: Eukaryota; Metazoa; Arthropoda; Insecta; Lepidoptera; Pieridae. The record is from RefSeq and is a predicted model, not a curated record.